ACGGAUCAGGAUCAUAAUAAUUGAAUAAAAAUUAAUUUUAAAAUAUAUAUAAUAAAAAUAUUAAAUAUAUGUGAUGAUUUGAAAUAAUCAAUUAACUUACAGCAUGAAAAUUAUCAAAUUGUUAUAUUUAAAAUAAUUAUAUACAUAUAUUCUAAUUAUGUAAAAUAUAUAUAAACAUGAAAAUUAAUACCCGCACGAUUGUGCGGGACCAAAUCUAGUGUAGAAUUUAAAAUUUUAAUAGAAUAAGUAGUUUUGUCAGUAAUUUGUUUUCUUUUGUUACAAAGUUCCGUUUAAAAAUGAAAUACCAUGUGAUGUUUUCUCUGCAUUUAAUUAUAUUUUGGUAAAAAAUAUAAUUUUAAAACGUGUGAAAUCUCUAGUUUUGUAAUAAAAUCUUUAGUUUGGACGAUUGGUCAUACAUUCCACUUGAAGUUGAUAACGUAGGUAAUUGAGAUUUUGUUUCUAAUUUUGUUUUCUUAUUGAGAUUUUGUUUCUAAUUUUCUUUCUUUAAAAGAAAGUCAUAGCCAAAGACAAAGCACACAAAUCUAAGAAGAUUGUAUCACAAAGAUGACUAACUGUAAUUUUAUCAUUGUCGUUAAGUUCUUCGUUACCUUCUUAAUAUUUGUUUCUCCAAACAAAAUAUUAGCUUUUUAUGAUAGAUUCUAUGGAUAUGCUGAAGAACCAAUGGGUCCAUCAUUCUCAUAUGAAGUUUUUGAUGUCUCCACGUUCGGAGCCAGCCCUAACGCGGACACAGACAACACUCUUGCAUUUGAGAAGACAUGGUGGGCAGCUUGCAACCACCAAGGAAGAUCAAAGUUUUACGUCCCGGAAGGUAGAUUCUUAGUGGGUGAGAUCCAGUUCAAGGGCCCUUGUCGCACUGAAUCAACCAUGGAAGUUGAGAUUACAGGAGAUCUAAUUGCUCCAACGGGCAUUAAGGAUUUUCCUUCGAAUCAAUGGAUUGGUUUUAGUCAACUAAACGAUAUCUUCUUGUACGGAAGUACUAACUUAGAUGGUAGAGGCGACGUUGAAGCCUGGAAACAAAAAAGUUGCGAGGACUCCAAAUGUGACAAACUCAUAACGUCUCUGAGCUUGGACAACGUGUCAAAUUCGAUAAUCGAAAACAUUUCGUUAUCAAAUGCGAAAGGGUUUCAUUUUCGGUUACACUCUGCUAGCAACGUUACGGUCCACAACGUUAGUAUCAGCUCCCCAUGGGACAGUCCUAACACCGAUGGGAUCCACGUUCAUAACUCCUCUUUCAUCUACAUCACCAACUCAACCAUUGGAGCCGGAGACGACUGCGUCUCCAUCUCAACUGGGAGUCUUGAUGUGCUUGUCUCCGGCACACAUUGUGGUCCAGGCCAUGGAUUCAGUAUAGGGAGCUUGGGGAAGGUUAAGAACGAGGAAGAAGUGAGAAGAAUUAAGUUUCAAAACUGCACCGUUAACGGGGCUGAUAACGGAGUUAGGAUUAAGACAUGGCCUACAUCACCGCCGAGCGAAGCUAGUGAUAUAACGUUCGAGGACAUUUUAAUGAUUAAUGUCUCUAAUCCCAUUAUCAUUGAUCAAGAGUAUUGCCCUUCUAAUAGCUGCAACACCACCUCUGCAUCGUUGGUGAAACUGAGCAACAUAGAGUUCAAGAACAUACGAGGAACGUACAGAAGUGAUUUCGGGGUGAAUCUGAGGUGCAGCUCUGUCGUGGCCUGUGAGAACAUAACGCUUAUCGACGUCAAUCUCAAUGGUACUAACUCAACUUAUAAGACGCCGAAGGAGAAGUGGGAGCAAGAGAAAUUUAGUACGAAGGGUAGCCUUAAUGGCUUAGCGGUUUUUAACUCAACUUUUAACUAGUUAAUCAGGGCAUCCACAUCGCCUUCAAUCUCUUCUUUCUUGAGAAAUUGAUAAAAUAGUUAACUAGUUAGACAGGGCAUCCACAUCGCAUUGAAUCUGUUUUUUCCUCAAAAAUUAAUAAAAUAGUAUUAUUAUCGUAUAACUAUUUUUAUUUAUUUAUAGUUAAUCAGACCACUAGCAGUCAAACAUCUGUCGGAAAAGGUUCAAGAGGUUCGGCUAGAUACUACCGUUAGAAUAUUAUUUUUAUUUAUUUUUAAUAAAUCAGACCACUGGCAAUCAAACAUCUGUCGGGAGAGGGUCUUAAAACUGAAGAAGAGGUUCUGUUCAGAGAUAUUAUCUGUCACCUCACUCUUCCUUUUACAUUUUUUAUAACUUUUAAUCUGUUGAAACUCCGCUAGAUACUACCGAUAAAAGUGGUCUAAGAUCAUAUACACAUAUCAAAUACUAUACACUCUAUAAUAUUAUUUGAAAAGUCAGUUUCAUAUGUGUCGCAUUCAUGUUAAUUCUUAAAGUGAUUAAUUACAAAUGUAUUCUUAAUAAAUUAAACUAUUAUUUUAAAUUGCCAUUAUUAUUUUUUUUUAAUAAUUUCUGCCAAUUAAAUUUUAAAUUUUAGUUUCUUUUUUAUAUAUUAUCUAAAUAACAUAUAUAAUAAAAAAGAAAAUAUUUAUAUAAUAAAAAACGAAAAUAAUAUUUACAAAAAGGAAAGAAAACAUAUUUUAUGAAAAUAUAUUUUAUAUAUAAUAUGAUUUCAUAAAAAAAGUAUAAAAAUAACAGUUUUGAUGUUAAAAAGAUAAUCAUCUCUUUAAAACAUAAUAUUAAAAAAACAUAUAUUGUUUUCUUUAUAUCAGUCUAUUUUCUCAGAUUUUUACAAAAGGUAAUUUAAAUAACAGAUACUAAAAUAUCAUUGAUGAACCAAAAAUAUUUUAUAAUUGAUAUGAUUGAGAUGUUUACUCAUUUUUACAUAUUUUUUUUGUUAAAAUUUUAACUACAAGUUUUUAAAAAUUUACAAAUCCAUCAAAUUAUAUAAAAGAAUUUACGGAAGUAUAUAUACAUAUUUAAGAUAAAAAAUCUGAACUAAUGAAAUAAAUAAAAUAUUCAAAUUUAGUUUAGCUAUAAUCAUAAGUAAUUGUGAUUCAAUUUGAAAAAAUAUGUGUGUAAUUCAUUAUAAUCCAAAAAUGAGUAAUUUAAACAAUCUAUAUUUUUAAGUCCAAGACCAAAGACUAAAUUUAGAAAAAUAAAAA
This is a messenger RNA of Brassica rapa (field mustard), 3080 nucleotides long. Its product is annotated as exopolygalacturonase. Gene Ontology annotation, molecular function: polygalacturonase activity. The record is from RefSeq and is a predicted model, not a curated record. Lineage: Eukaryota; Viridiplantae; Streptophyta; Magnoliopsida; Brassicales; Brassicaceae. Gene Ontology annotation, biological process: carbohydrate metabolic process.